This is a messenger RNA of Pezoporus occidentalis (night parrot), 1459 nucleotides long. RefSeq names its product immunoglobulin binding protein 1 (gene IGBP1). Gene Ontology annotation, biological process: regulation of signal transduction; regulation of dephosphorylation. Gene Ontology annotation, molecular function: protein phosphatase 2A binding. Lineage: Eukaryota; Metazoa; Chordata; Aves; Psittaciformes; Psittacidae. Gene Ontology annotation, cellular component: cytosol. The record is from RefSeq and is a predicted model, not a curated record.
GCGACACCCUCGCCGUGCCCUCACCAAGAUGGCGACACCCCCGCUGUGCCCUCACAAGAUGGCGCGGGGCGGGGCGGGGUCGCUCGUAACCGCCGGAAGGGAUUUGUUGGCAGCCGGUUCCCAGCCCAUCAUGGCGGAGGGUGCUGAGGAGGGGCAGAAGCUGGCGGAGCUGCUGGCGGUGGGCUGGCAGCUCUGGGAAGAGCUGGAGACCGACACCGCGCCGUCCUCGGGCAGCCCGGCUGUGCAGGAUAAGGUGCGGCAGGGGCUGGACGUCCUGCGGCGGGCGAACGCCAUGGUGGCGCAGCUGGAGCUGUUCAGUGAGAACGAGGAUCUGGAGGAGAUCGCCUCGGCCGACCUGAAGUACCUGCUGCUGCCCGCCUUGCUGGGGGCCAUGACGCUGAAGCAGGUGGACCUGGACAAGAGGCUGGAGCACCUGGAGAGCGCCCGGGCCCACUUCUGGAGCUUCCUCAAGCUCUGCAAGAGCUACGGGCUGGGCAGCUUCCACCUGCCCCCCGCCACCAGCCCCCCGGCAGAGGAGGCUGACAGGAGCCCGCCCCGCAGGAGCCCUGCUGCCGUCCAGGACAAGCUGGUGGCCAUGGCGUCGAGCAGGCAAGCCAAAAUUGAAAGAUAUAAGCAGAAGAAGGACCUGGAGAACAGGUUGGCCUCUAUGAAAAGUUCUGUGGACAGCGGGCAAGCAGAUGAGGAGCAGAUACGGGCGUUUUAUAUCCUACAAACCCAGAAGUGGAUCAACACCAGCCUGGAGGAAAUUGAAAGUGUUGACCAAGAAAUAGUCAUAUUGAGGAGCAGAGGUACAGUGAAACAGUCUUCAGCACCACCACACGGUACUUCUCGGCAAGUCAGGCCUCCAAUGAAGCCUUUCAUUCUCACCCGGGAUGCUCUGCAGAAUAAAGUGUUCGGUGCUGGUUAUCCCAGCCUGCCUGUAAUGACUGUGGAUGACUGGUAUGACCAGCGCAGAAGGCAAGGAGUGGUGUCUGGUCAGAGCACACCUCCAGAUCUAACUGAUGAAGAGUUGCAGAAGCAGCAGGAGAAAAAAGAGGAGGAGGAUGAUGAGGAAGCUCUUCAGAAAGCUCGGAACAUGGAUGACUGGAAAGAUACACACCCAAGAGGCUAUGGCAACCGGCAUAACAUGGGCUGAUGCUCUUGCUGCAGAGGGAGCAUGUCCUGGAAAUCUGUAAGAAUAGCCAGUGUCCUGGCAGUACAGGAGUAAAGACACUGUACAUAUGCAGAGGUAUCCAUGGCUUCUCUGGGAGGCAGGGAAUUGGAUGAGUAAACAUGACCGCUUGUUUUGGUUUACAUUAAAUGUUGGACUGAGUGCACUGAUUAUGUACAGUGACGCCACAGAGCUCCUGUCAGGUGGAGCUCUUUCCGAGGGGUCAGACUGCCUCUGUUCUCCCAGUCAGAGGAAGUCCUUGCAAGAAAAGUACAUGAAUUUGGAAAC